UUAUUAUUUUUUCGGCAUCCAGGUGAAGGGCGAAUACGGGUGGGGCCGGUUUGUUUUGGAUGGGAGACGAGGUCUAACUGAUUAUUCCACUGUCGUGCCUUCGAGCGGGUGGAGGUCGGGUUUCCGCACAUUUAGGAGAGCAAAGGGGCUGGCGGCGGUCGAGUAAUCGACCUUGACCACAGCGCCCGAUGUCACGAUGAUUGACACGUCGUUCCUUACCGUUCAAAAAAAAAGAUUGAUACAUAUAUCUUGUUAGUAAUAUAUGAUGCCAUUGAUUUCUUAGCCUUUGUAGUUUCCUCCACUUACAUCAUCAUCCCACUGCUGGUCAGUUGGGAAACAUGAUCCGAAAUCACAUCCCAUUAUCCUUGAUAAACUCUUCUACCAAUCCUAUAUAAACCCCCCUUGCAUGCAUGCAUGCUCACUCCACCACAACUACUAACACCACCACCAUAAGCCACCAACCAUGAACACCCUCCUUCAGCUUCAAUGCUCAACACCAGCAGUAAUAUCUCCGAAUCUGGAGAAGAAGAAGAAGGGGUGGUGUUCAUGCGGAUGCACCGAGUGCGAUGAUCCGAACGUUCCACACGACUACUUUGAAGCAGUUCUUGAUUACAUAAACGAUAUGCUCAUGGGUGAAGAAGAUGAGUUGAUGAACAAGUCAUCUAUGUAUCAUGAUUGUUCUGCUCUUCAAGCUACUGAAAAAUCAUUCUAUGAUGUUCUUGCCCAAACCCAACCUACUUUUCCUUCCAUGAUCACCUCGGUCCACCUCCCGGAUCAAAGCGAAUAUGUUUGCGAUCCGGUGAUCAGUUCGGUUAGGGUUUCUUUGAGGGGAAAGAAGAACAGGCAACCGCCCGAAUGUGACCAUGAGCAACAUAGAAGAAGUAACAAAGUAGCAGGCGGUUUGGGUGAGGAGGAAGAACUAAUGAAAACCGAGGUUAUGACGAUGAUCGAUAAGCUUUUGCUUUGUCCCGGUUCGGUUGAAGUUGGUUUGCAUGAUGAGCUUGCUUGUUGUCCUUUCGACAACCCGGUGAAUCCGAGUUUACUUGCUGAAAAACAAAGAAGAAAGAGAGUAAACCCUGUUAAACAGAUUGUUGAUUUGAAGAUUUUACUCACUCAUUGUGCACAAGCGGUUUCGUCCAACAACAAACUCGCAGUCGAAAACCUUCUCGAGAAGAUUCGAAAGCAUUCGUCCCCUCGUGGAGACUCAGACGAGCGUUUAGCGCAUUACUUCGCUGAUGCGCUUGAGGCGCGUUUCGCGGGGACGGGGAUGGAUCUAUACACAAAUCUAGCUUCAAGUAAGAUCAAUGCAUGUGACAUUGUUAAAGCUUAUCAGGUUUACGUGUCUGCAUGUCCUUUUAAGAAAAUGUCCAAUAUUUAUGCCAAUAAGAUGAUAGGAAACCUAGCUAGAGGUUCACCUAAGCUACACAUAAUAGAUUUUGGAAUCUUGUACGGAUUCCAAUGGCCCUGUCUUAUUCAGGGCCUAUCAGCACGGCCCGGUGGGCCGCCAAGUCUCAGGAUUACAGGGAUUGACUUUCCUCAGCCGGGUUUCCGCCCGGCUGAGCGAGUCGAAGAGACUGGUCUUCGACUCGCUGACUACUGCAAAAGAUUCAACGUGCCAUUUGAGUAUCACGCUAUCGCAAAGCCAUGGGAUAGCGUGAAGAUCGAGGAUCUCCAAAUCAAUAAGGACGAGAUCCUCGUGGUGAAUUGCUUGUACCGACUACGUAACGUGUUCGACGAAACUGUACUUGGAACCGUAGAUUGUCCGCGUGAGUCGGUUCUAAAGCUGAUCAAGAGUAUGAAGCCGGAUUUGUUCAUCCACGGAGUCGUGAAUGGGAACUACAAUGCGCCGUUCUUCUUGACAAGGUUUCGCGAGGCGUACUUCAACUUCUCGGUGUUAUUCGACAUGUUUGAGGCGGCAUUGCACCGCGAAGACGAAGAGAGGUUGUUGUUCGAGAAGGAGGUGAUCGGUCGAGAAGUGAUCAAUGUGAUAGCUUGUGAAGGAACAAAGAGGAUUGAGAGGCCAGAAACAUAUAAACAAUGGCAAGUGAGGAAUGAGAGGGCAGGGUUUAAGGUGGUACCAAUGAACCGAGACAUAAUGAAGGAGGUUAAGGCUAAGGUGAAAAUAGGUUUUCAUAAAGAUUUCAUGGUGGAUAAUGAUGGUGAUUGGAUGGUGCAAGGGUGGAAAGGGAGGGUGAUCUAUGCUAUUUCCUCAUGGAAGAUUGCAUAGCCCUUUGGUGUGUUUUUUAUUAAUGCUAUGUUCUCUUUUUUAUAAUAAGCUUGUUCUAUAAUAAAGUGUUGUUUUGUUUUUAUUGUUA
Helianthus annuus (common sunflower) is the source of this 2315-nucleotide messenger RNA. Its product is annotated as scarecrow-like protein 14. Gene Ontology annotation, biological process: regulation of DNA-templated transcription. The transcript has a single exon. Bases 464 to 2227 code for a protein of 587 amino acids. NCBI's taxonomy places the organism in Eukaryota, Viridiplantae, Streptophyta, Magnoliopsida, Asterales, Asteraceae. Gene Ontology annotation, molecular function: DNA-binding transcription factor activity; sequence-specific DNA binding. The record is from RefSeq and is a predicted model, not a curated record. Gene Ontology annotation, cellular component: nucleus.